AAUUAUAUUAAAUUAUAUCCCUUCCCUUGCGAAAGCAAAGGGUGUGUGUUUGAGUUCUUCUCGGUGCGUGUGGAAGACAAUGGCUUCAAUGGUCUCUCUCUCAAACGCAAUCGGAUUAUGUCAUACCAAAAAUACCCUUUCUCUCCGUAAACUAAACUCCAAUUCAAAUAUAGUUGACACAAAGAUAUUUUCUGGUCGUCGUCGCGGUUGUAAAAAAGUUGGAGAUGAACGAAGAUGUUUUCGAUUAUAUGGCCUAUUUGGAGGGAAAAAAGAUGAGAAAAGUGAUGAUGCACCUUCUAAGGCAGGAGUUCUUGGAAACAUGCAAAACCUGUUUGAGACUGUGAAGAAGGCACAAAUGGUUGUCCAAGUUGAAGCAGUGAGGGUGCAGAAAGAACUUGCAGCGGCUGAGUUUGAUGGUUAUUGUGAGGGUGAGUUAGUAAAGGUAACUCUGUCUGGCAACCAGCAACCUUUGCGAACAGAAAUUACUGAGGCAGCUAUGGAAUUGGGAUCAGAAAAACUUUCGCUUUUAAUCACCGAAGCUUACAAGGAAGCACACCAGAGAAGUGUCCAGGCUAUGAAGGAAAGGAUGAAUGAUCUUGCACAGAGCUUAGGAAUGCCACCUGGGCUUGGUGAAGGAUUAAAGUGAUGAUAUUUUUAACAGAGAUUGCGACAUGACGCGGGCCUCAAUAUUGCAUGCACAAUAUAUCUGAUGGAUAGGCUUACAUUCUUCAUUUAUUUUUUAUAUUGAUAUUUUAGCCAGGAGUUAUUUGAAAUGGUGAAGGAGGAUCUUCUUUACCUACCUGUUAUUCUAGUUUUUGUGUUUUGAUUGGAGGAAUGUGAUGAAAUGGAAGAGAAUAGAGUGAAAUGUGAUGAGGUUUUAUUGUUUGGUAGGAUUGCUCAAGAAUACCUUUUUGUAUAGGGUUUCAAGACUUCCCUUGAUGAAGGAUUAGGGAUCCAGUUUAUAUGGUAGAAGAAAAUUAUAUAGGUUGAUAUUUAAUAUAUUUUUAUCAAUAAUGAUUAAGAUACAUUUUUAUA
Messenger RNA from Medicago truncatula (barrel medic), 1035 nucleotides. Its product is annotated as nucleoid-associated protein At4g30620, chloroplastic. The record is from RefSeq and is a predicted model, not a curated record. Gene Ontology annotation, molecular function: DNA binding. NCBI's taxonomy places the organism in Eukaryota, Viridiplantae, Streptophyta, Magnoliopsida, Fabales, Fabaceae. Bases 80 to 646 code for a protein of 188 amino acids. The transcript has 7 exons.